AUGGUCAAGAAACGGUCAUCGAACGGACGUAACAAGAAGGGCCGCGGCCACGUCAAGCCAAUCCGAUGCUCCAAUUGCUCGCGAUGCACCCCCAAGGAUAAGGCCAUCAAGAGAUUCACCAUUCGCAACAUGGUCGAGUCUGCCGCCAUCCGUGACAUCUCUGACGCUUCUGUCUUCACCGAUUACGCCGUUCCCAAAAUGUACUUGAAGCUCCAGUACUGCGUUUCCUGCGCCAUCCACGGAAAGAUUGUGCGUGUCCGUUCUCGAGAGGGUCGUCGCAACCGUGCCCCUCCCCCAAGAAUUCGGUACAACAGGGACGGGAAGAAGAUGAACCCGACGCAAGCCGCAAAGACUGCCCAGGCAUAG
Molecule: messenger RNA, 366 nt
Organism: Histoplasma mississippiense
Lineage: Eukaryota; Fungi; Ascomycota; Eurotiomycetes; Onygenales; Ajellomycetaceae
Product: 40S ribosomal protein S26
Exons: 4
Coding region: 1-366 (121 amino acids)
Biological process (GO): translation
Cellular component (GO): cytosolic small ribosomal subunit; ribosome
Molecular function (GO): mRNA binding; structural constituent of ribosome
Source: RefSeq, a predicted model, not a curated record